AUGGACGACUCGAUUUGGAACGCUUUAUGCAAACAGCCCAAACUCAAAGCCUUUUCUGAAAAAUAUGCAAAGCUUGUUUACGAUUCAACCAUACAGCUCCAUCAAUCCCUUCAACCCAUCUUGUCAGCUUUGAAUCUACGCGCCAUUGGGUUGACAAAGUGUGCCAACUUUGAAUCGGCUCUUCGCGAUGCCAAGGUUUUGCAACAACUUGCACCUUUUUCAGCACUUGGAUAUAUACGAGAAGCCGGCAUUUACAGUGAACAAGGACAACAGCUUCAAGUAAUCGAUAUAUGUGACAAGGCAAUGACGAUGGUGGGUACCAUGGAUACCCAGUAUGAUGCAUUGAAACGAGCCAAAACGGAUGCUGAGCAACGCCAAAACACACGCGUCGACUUUAUCAGCCAACUUCCUGUCGAUAUUGUGAUGACAACACUUAUUCCCAUGAUUACGAAUGGUUGUCUUUCGAAUUCAUCAAAGUCAAUCCCUUGCUUGUAUGUAUCAAACGUAUGGCGUGAUAGUAUUAUCAAAUGCUUUGAUGGGUUGCAUUUUGAGAUUGGAGAUGACGACUCCGCCGAUCUUUCAAAAGUCGUCGCGAUUGCUCCCCAUAUCGUGACAUUGGAGGUUAAUCGAUAUUCGAAAGGGACAUGGCUUGGUGAUUUACUACGCAAUAAUGACUUUUCGUCUUUAGAGGAGUUAACCAUUGAGGGCUGCUCGGCUAAUUGCGCUGAUUACUUGGUCUCAUCAUUGAAGCCCAUCGGCAGCACUUUGACACAUCUUCAGAUUGCACACAAUCGAGCGACAACGAUAUCGAUAGAGGACAUUCUCGUCAACUCCCCCAAUCUUGUUUCACUCGAGGUAACGCAAUCAUGCGCAGCAAAUAUCAGCUCCCUCCCAAUGACCACAUGGCCCAAAUUAACAACAUUGACACUUCCAUCGGAUGACAUAUUUACCUGUGAUGAAGCUAUGGCGAUUGGCAAGCGUUUUCCAUCACUCCAGAGCCUCGAAUUUGCCUCUUGCGAAGACAUGGAAGCAACACGUGUUAUCUUGGACUAUUACCCUUGGAUGAACGAUCUCGACUUUUAUGAAUAUGGUUCACGUUUGGGCAUUAGAUUCAAUGCUUAUGGCCGCCGACAUAAAGAUAUUGGAGUUACGAGAUUUUCUUUGGAAAUGACUCAUAUGGCAAGUGCAGCUUUGGAGAGUGUUCUUUAUAUACUAAGGCAGCACCGAAACACGCUUGAAUCCAUCAGCUAUCGUAUGGAUCCAACGAAUGUAUACGAGGGGAUCUACAACAUUGAGUACUCUCGAUUAAGGAGGCUUUACCUUCACGACUCUGGAUGGUGGAUACUGCACAACGCGCCCAUGCUUGAGGAAUUGGAUAUAUAUUGCUCCCUACCUGAUCCAGAAUCACCCGUGUUUGAUACUCUACCAUUGCCACCCAAGCUAAAGAAGCUAGGAUUGACCCUUCCUUGUACCGUUACACGUGUCGGCAGCAGGCCACUCACAAGAUACCUUGAUCUGUACGCCCAUCAUUCCCAUGUGAAAGAGCUUGCCAUAGUGUUUUAUAGCUCCAAGAAUAUCGACGAUGUGCUAGACGCAAUCUUGCACCUUGGGCAACUUGAAUGUUUGAGGAUUGAAUGUACUGGUGAUUGGGAUUCUACUCAAAUGCAACGAUUCUUCGACGGGCUUCCGAAACGAUGUCAAAAUCUAUCCACCUUGAUGAUCAGCUACAAAAACACCCCAUCGACGAGCUCAAUGAAUGCUUUGAAACGGCUUGAACAUUUGGAUGAAUUUGGGUUUUCAAUCAAGGACAUGGAUGACGACGAUGGUUUUUGGCAUGCAAUUCAAUCCUUUUCACAACUCAAAUGCAUUCAUAUCAGCUCAGCAAAUGCAAAGAACAUGUACCGUCUUCAGCGUCUUGAGGAACAAAGACCGGAUUUGAAAUUGAUUAUCCAGAGGUUGCUCCGACCUUGUUGA
Molecule: messenger RNA, 1974 nt
Organism: Lichtheimia ornata
Lineage: Eukaryota; Fungi; Mucoromycota; Mucoromycetes; Mucorales; Lichtheimiaceae
Exons: 2
Coding region: 1-1974 (657 amino acids)
Molecular function (GO): protein binding
Source: RefSeq, a predicted model, not a curated record